Messenger RNA from Leptopilina heterotoma, 2091 nucleotides. RefSeq lists its product as uncharacterized. The record is from RefSeq and is a predicted model, not a curated record. The transcript has 2 exons. Lineage: Eukaryota; Metazoa; Arthropoda; Insecta; Hymenoptera; Figitidae. The coding region runs from base 452 to 1873 and encodes 473 amino acids.
GUUACAGAAGAGAUUUCUAGAUUAUUUGCUUGGAGUACGGUACUCAUUAAGGAUUGUAUAAGGUAAAAAAGUACCUUUUGGUCCUAAGACAGCAGUUGGUAUUUUGAAAGAAUUAUUGAUAAAGUCUUCUUCUUGGCAUGAUCAAUUAUUAUGGUAUAUUUGUACCUCAUUUAAGCCAAAUUUUAUCAAUUUUUAGUGGGGAACAAGUUCAUACUAUGUUCGGACCAUAAGCCUUUGUUAGCUUCGUUCGUUGAUAAAUUGGUAUUCCAAAGAUGGCUGCAGGUCGACUUCAACGGUGAGCAACAUUUUUGGCUUCUUUUGAUUAUACUUUCAUUUAUUUUGAAGGUGAUGAUAACGGAGCAGUGGAUGGACACUCCAGGUGUAUCAAUAACAACAGAAAUUAAUAUCAAAACUAUAUUAUUUAAUCGUUCUCUAAUAUCAGUCAUCAAUUAUGACAAGAAUUGGAAUCUUCUUCUUACUAAUUUCAUGGACCUAUGGUGAAAAUUGUUACUUAUCUGAUAGUGAAUUAAAAGAACUAGAAAAUGCUUUCAUUGCAGCGGAAGAUCAUACAACGAGGAUAGGUUCAAACCAAGAUGCAAUAAUGUGCUUAGGUGCUACAAGAUCAGGAAAAAGUACAUUAAUUAAUUACUUAAUUGGCAAUGAAUUGAAGGGCAUAAAAAAUUUGAAAUAUGCUGAAUAUAAAAUAAUUAAAGCUAAUAAUGAAUCAAUAGGACCGGAAAUUGGCCAAGGACCAACGUCAAAAACUACAAUUCCCACAAAAUGGACAUCGAAUAAAUUGAGUGGUUUCAGUAUUUUUGAUGCUCCUGGAUUUGAUGAUAAUAGAGGACCAGUGCAAGAUAUCACUAAUUCUUUUCAUCUCUACCUAUUAAUGAGAAAAGUUAAAUCUUUAAAAUUUGUUUUAGUUAUUGAUUUUGGUGACAUUGAACGGGACAUUACUCUACCAUUCUUUAAACUUUUACGUCAUUUUGAAAAUUUUUUUGGAGAUAAGUUCGCAAUGUUCUUUUCAAGCAUAUCAGUAGUUUUCACAAAAGUGCCUAGUGAAAUCGAUGAAACUGAAGUUGACAUUGAAAUGAUAAAACACUUAUUAAAUAAAAAAGCUAUUGUAAUUAAAAGUGUAUCUUCUGCUAAUUUAAACAAUUUUCUUGAUUACAUCAUAAAAAAUAGUAGCCAUAUUGCAUUAUUCAGAAAAGCAGAAAGUAAUAGAAUUGAUUCUUCUUACAUCGGCAUUAAAAUUUUUCCUGCCAUUAGUAACAGUGAUAGCGUAAAUAGAAGCGUUCUUCAGAAUAUUGCUCCAUCUGUUUCAACAAAGUCCCAUGUUUGCAUGUUCCAAGUUAAAAACAAAUUGACAUCAAUUUCAGAAUUUACUAACAUACUGGAAUCUUUAUUAAAUUUAUUCAUUAGUAUACUGUCUGAUUGGAAACAUUCAAAUAUGACUCCAAAUAAUAAUACAAUAAAGAAAAUAAAAAAAAUAUUUUAUUUUCAAAAAUUGCAGACUAACUCUAUUAAAAAUGAAUUUGAUGUUUAUAAAAUAAUUGAAGCUUUUGGAAAAAUGGACAGUAAAAUCGAGAACGAGAUUAAGAAAAGUAGUUUGUUAAGAAAAAUUAAAAUAUUUUACUUUGUUUCUCGUUUAUUCAAGAUGGAUGACUUUAAACAGUUACACAGAUCUUUUGAGAAUCUAAGAAUGAUUUUACGUAAAGAAAUUUAUAAAAUUUAUCUUUCGAAUUUUAAAGAAAUAAUAGGCAAAUGGAUGCAUGGUAGGAGUGUUGGAGAUAAAGUGAAACCUAAAUUCUUCUUGUUAUUAGGAAUGAUAUUUUUCUUCUUUUAUAUAAAUCAUAAUCAUAUUUCUAACUAACGAAAAAAGAAAAUGGUUAUUUUACGUUUGACGCCAUAAUAACACUUAUCCGAAAAUAUUAUUUUGGUAUUUGAUUUUUGUCAGUAUUAUCAAAUUUUUGUCUAAACACAAAUAGAAACGUAAAGUUUUAAUAUCAAUAUUUUAUAUUCAAAGUACGUAUGUUGUUAAUCCCGAAAAUAAACUUGUACAUCUUUUGAAAUAUAUAAUGCUUGUCAAGA